GCGUUCCCUUACUGGGGAUAAAGAGCGUCGGAGGAUGAAGGAGCGGAGAAGCCAGGGAUCUUCGCAGGAGUUCACCCAGGAAGACCAAACGGUUAAUGUUGGUGCACCCGUUCUGGAUGUUCCUGUUGUGGAGGUUCCUACGUCUCACAGGAGUUUGGAGCAUGAAAGGUAUAAUUUUCGUUCCAUUUUAGUUUUAACAAGAGUUUAAGUUGAAUCUUAACAAGAGUUUAAGUCAAAUCUUGACAAGAGUUUAAACAAAUCUUAGUCUUCUACUGGGCCCGGGAUAACCGGCUUAACCAGUAGAAAGGCCAGCAAAGGAAUUUUGACCAAUUUUUGGCAAAGUUCUUGACUUUUUUUUGCAUUUGUAUGUCUUCUAUUGGGCCCGGGAUAACCGGCUUAACCAGUAGAAAGGCCAGCAAAAGAAUUUUGACCAAUUUUUGGCAAAGUACUUGAGUUUUCCUUUUUUCUUUUAUCUUUUAAUUUCUUCAACUGAGAGCCCAUGAAAAAUUUGUCUUGAUUUUGGCAACCUUCCUAAAAGUUUUUUCUUUUUUUUGGUUUCAGUGCUAAGCGUCGACCGAAGCGUACCCUUACUGGGGUUAAAGAGCGUCGGAGGGAUAAGCAGCGGAAAAGUCAGGGAUCUUCGCAGGAGUUCACCCAGGAAGGCCUACCGGUUAAUGUUGGUGUACCCGUUCUGGAUGUUCCUGUUCUGGAGGUUCCUACGUCUCGCAGGACUUUGGAGCAUGAAAGUACUUUCGUGACGCAGCCAGGAAUGGAAGAAUUCAGGACUCCACCACGCAGACGAGCUGCUGUGGUGCAACGGGAAGGAGAAGCAUCUCCGAUUGCUGGUCCUUCUCGGGCACCUGUUGCAGUAAUGGUAUCUCCACAACCUGGGCGUUCCGAUGGAUUGCCACAUCGACCGUACAUUUCACCGGCUAUUCGUCGUCAUCGUGAGUCAUCUUCGGAUUCUCAACCAAGUCCGAUGCGUCGUGUAGCAAGUGUACCAUCGUCUUCUCUGAGUGAUGAAUCAUCAUCAGUGAAAACGAUGCCGGAUGUACUUCCGUUGGCAGAACGUGUUCCUGGGCGAAAGGGGCGACCUCCAGUAGCGUAUCCAGAUAAAGGAUGGAAACUUCCACUUGCUGGGGGCCAUAUCAUAUAUGGUCCACGGCCGAGAGUAGGAGAGACGAGAAGGGAAGCAGCUUUACGAUAUGGCCGGGAGAAGCAGUACAAGCUGCGAGAGAAGGCGGAGCGGGAGAAAUUGAGGAAACGUGGUAGGGCAUUGCAGUAUAAUUGUCCAGGAACAUCACACUCAGCGGGGGAUCGAGUAGAGUGUCGUCAUUGUGGAAGCCUCAACUUCAUGGACGAGCAGAUGAAGGGUGAAAGUGUUCAACCUGGGACGUUUCCCAUUUGUUGCAUGGGUGGAGCUGUAAAGUUGGAUGCUAUUCCUCAGGACAGCUACAUCCAGAGCAUGCUGACAGAUGUGGAUAAUCCGGAGGCUAAGCAUUUUCGGUACAGGAUUCGGAUUUACAACACAGCGUUGAGUUUUGCAUCAGUGUCAUUCAAUGAUUCAACAACUCAUCCACAUGCUCCAAGUCCACAAGGACCACCUGUUUUCUGGAUGUAUGGAGUGGCUUAUCAUAGGAUUUCCUAUCCACGUCCAGAAGGCAACGAUGUUCCUGCAUUUGGCCAGUUGUAUUAUUUGGAUCCAAUUGCGGCCAAUAAUUACCGCAUGAAUGCACCUUAUGGGGCGCAAUUGGAUCAGGAUAUACUUCGGGAGCUGGACAGGAGGAUGAGGGAAAAUAAUCCAUGUGCCCGGGAGUUUCAGCGACUGCAUGAGGUUGAGGAGGAGCAAAGGAGAGCAGCGGCAGGAGCAGGUGUAGAUGGUGAGUCUGAGAAUCCAAAUGCUCAGCUAUUUCUUUUCCAUUGUCCACAGCAAAAUAGGGGUACACAUGGAGCGGAAAUAACUGGUGCAGAAAUUGCGGUGGUAUAUGCUGCUCAUGAAGGAGAGCCUCUACCAAUACAGGGUGUUGUGGUAAGACCAAAAAGUAUUGAUGCCAAUACAAGUGAUUACCGCAUCAUCCCAAAUUGGUCGGCUUCAGUGGAUCCUCUCUGUUAUCCACUUAUUAGACCCCGUGGCACUAUGGGAUGGCAUCCCAAAAUGCCGUCUUUGAGUGAAUCUAACAGAUCGGUGACAUUCAGAGAGUACUGCAUGUACCACCUCAUGGAGCGGCGUGGAGAGAGAGGAGGAGCACCGUUACUGAACUUCGGUAGGCUUCUUCAGCAGCUUAUUUGUGAUUGGGCUCAUCGGAUGGAGCAGAUGAAGUUGGCAUAUGUGAAGCGCAACAAUGCUGUACUUCGGGCAGUUCUGCGGAGGGAACUUCCAGGUGCUGAUGAUGGUCACCCCAAUGAGGCUGUUGAGGCGGAAGAUGAAAUAAUUAUGGAGGAGCCUGUCGAAGGUGAGAAUUAA
This is a messenger RNA of Phlebotomus papatasi, 2464 nucleotides long. RefSeq lists its product as uncharacterized. The record is from RefSeq and is a predicted model, not a curated record. The coding region runs from base 770 to 2464 and encodes 564 amino acids. NCBI's taxonomy places the organism in Eukaryota, Metazoa, Arthropoda, Insecta, Diptera, Psychodidae. The transcript has 2 exons.